AUGCCGGGCGAGCGGCUUCCCUCACCCCUGCUGCCGCACCGUCUGAACACAGACCACCCUCCUCCCACCACGGGAGUGGGUGCCACCAGCGUCCCCGCUUUCCAGACACGAAAGGACGGCUCCCAAGGCUUUAGGAAGGCUAGAUCCGGGACCGGGCAGCAGCUGCCCGACUGGGCCCGGCCCCCAGCGAGCGGCUGCCGCAAAGCCACCUUCUCACGAGAAGCAAGGUGUGCCCAGAGGAAGAGGCCCGGCAAUCAGAGCCUCCGGUGCCUUGCCGGUGCCUCUCAGCUCUUCAGGCUGCACCUCACCGAUUCGGGAUUCGCUGGCAACAGGCCAACUUGUCUUCUGUGGAUAAAACCUAUGGCGGCCUUGGCCCAGGGCGUGCUUCGGGUCAGACCGGGCCUAAGCGAUCCCACACCCCCUUCGGGCCCAGGCUUGGAUGGUGCUGGAUGGAAUAGCUUCCAGUCGUCUGAUGGCGCAGAACCCCCCGCCCCGCCUCGGGUCCCCAGCGCGGACAGCCAGCCCCCGGCACCCAUGUCUCUGCCGGCGAGCAGCGGUCUGGAUGACCUGGACCUCCUGGGGAAGACCCUCCUGCAGCAGUCCCUGCCCCCGGAGUCCCAACAAGUGCGGUGGGAGAAGCAGCAGCCAGCCCCCCGGCUCACACUCCGGGACCUACAGAAUAAAAGCAACUGCAGCUCAACCAGCUCCAGUGCCGCCGGCCUCCUCCACGCGGCGUCGCCUGAGCCCCCUGGGCCUCCGCAGCAGCCCACGACGACCGAGCUGUCGCUGGCCAACAUCACUGUGCCCCUGGAGUCCAUCAAACCCAGCAGCAUCUUGCCAGUGACGGUGUAUGACCAGCAUGGCUUCCGGGUCCUCUUCCACUUUGCCCGCGACCCGCUGCCCGGACGCUCGGACGUGCUGGUGGUGGUGGUGUCCAUGCUGAGCACCGCCCCCCAGCCCAUUCGCAACAUUGUUUUCCAGUCGGCUGUUCCCAAGGUCAUGAGAGUAAAGCUGCAGCCGCCCUCAGGCACGGAGCUGCCGGCGUUUAACCCCAUCGUCCAUCCCUCGGCUAUCACCCAGGUCCUGCUUCUCGCCAACCCCCAGAAGGAGAAGGUUCGCCUCCGCUACAAGCUUCUCUUCACCAUGGGCGACCAGACCUACAACGAGAUGGGGGAUGUGGACCAGUUCCCCCCACCUGAGACCUGGGGAAGCCUCUAGAACAGGGAGGGGUGGGGGAGAGGAGGGGGGAACAGGACUGGCCAUUGUCUGGCCUGCGGGGGGAAGGCCGUGGUGGCCUAGGACACCCUAUGUUCCCACGGCGACAUCCCCUGGGCCUGGUGCUUCUCCCCUCACCCCUGCAGCCCUCUCCUUACUCGUCUCCUCCCCUGCGCAGAUGGACCCAGCCGAAGACUGGGCCUGGGUUUGCGCUGCUGGGGACCUUGGCCACAGGGGAGAGCCUAGAGCAGGGAACGGCUGUCUGGCCCUGGAAGGACUUGGGGUCAUGGGGGAGAAGCAUGGCUGUCGGGCAAGGGCCAGGACCUCAGGCCCAGCCCUGACCCCAGCCUGGGGUGGGGUCAUCCCCACCCGUCUCUUAUGCCUUAUGGGAAGGCCCAGCCAUAACUUGGGGGCCAUGCUGGAGCGGGAACCAGCUCAGGCCUCCUCCGUAGGAACCGGGUGACUGGCGGGGGGGUGACGCCUGCACCCCCAGCUCUUUGCACUCUCUGCUGUGUGGUUUGACUCUCUUUGCUUUUCUGUCUCAGUGGCCCUGUGGUCACCAUCUCAGGGGGCCCGGUUGGGGGAGCCCCACCCGUCCCCCACUCCUCGUGGGGCUUUCGCUCCACCCGCCCGCCCCCUUGGCCAUCAGGCUUCUUGCGGGGCUGUGGGGGCUGUGACUGCUGGCCCUCCGAAGGUCACGCCAGAGCCGGGUGGCCCCAGCUGGAGGCUCAGGGCCACUGGGGUUUCCGGUGCGUCCCCUUCAGUCCCUGGCCUCUGCCGGGGCCUCCUGUGGGCAGCUCACCUCUGCCCAUCCGUCUGUCUGUGGGCAGAGUGGGGUCCGCGUG
Molecule: messenger RNA, 2060 nt
Organism: Puma concolor (puma)
Lineage: Eukaryota; Metazoa; Chordata; Mammalia; Carnivora; Felidae
Source: RefSeq, a predicted model, not a curated record